AUGUCGUCUGACAAGCAACCUGGCGGCACUGAGAUCCAGGUUGAUGCAAAGAACAAGGGCACGGCUACUCUGCGCCAUCAGAGUAUGUGCGGGAUCCACGCCGUCAUAUCUUGCGGGGUGCAAGAUCCCGUGACAGACUGCUUGUCCUCGGAUCUGCAGCGCCGGCUCUGCAACCGAGGCCCAGAUCACUUGGGUGAGCAUCGCGCACGCCGCGACUUGGGGCCUGAUCGGGCUAGCAUCACCCUCGACUUCACCUCGACAGUCUUGUCUCUCAGAGGCGAUCACAUUGCGAGACAGCCGCUCGUGGACUCUCAGUCAGGAUCGGCCCUAUGCUGGAAUGGCGAGGCGUGGAAGUUAGGAGGCUCCGCAGUCAAAGGCAACGAUGCCGAACUGGUGUGUGAACAACUCCGACAGGCAGCUGCCCUCGGCGAGACUCAAGACCGAGAACACGCAAUACUUGACACUCUCAGAGCUAUCGAAGGGCCCUUUUCUCUCGUCUACUACGAUGCCGAGUCCGGCAAAGUCUUCUUCGGGAGGGAUCGGCUUGGUCGACGAUCCCUACUUACAAGACACAGCGAAACGUCUCUAGUUAUCUCGAGCGUGGGCGACUUCCCCACCCAUAAAUGGGACGAGGUUGAGGCUGAUGGGAUCUACGUUCUGGAUCUUGGCUCUUUUCGCAACUCACCAGAGCCGCACAGCCCAAAACAGCACCUGACAAGACACGACUGGCUGUCGACCGCGGAUGAUGACACUGUACUGAGCAUCGGGCAUUUUAACACGGACUUGCCCCAUGGGAAGCAUGAACUGCUCGCUCAUUCGCCCGCUGUCCGUCAACUCCGCCAUCGCCUGACCGAGUCACUGAAAUUACGACUUCUCCACAUACCGGUUCCUCCAGCCAGAACUCCUAGCAAUGAUACCCGAGUUGCUGUUCUCUUCUCAGGCGGCCUUGAUUGCACUAUUCUUGCCAGGCUAGCGCAUGAUAUCGUACCUCCUAAUCAAGGCAUCGAUCUUCUGAAUGUCGCGUUCGAGAAUCCUCGCGUCGCUGCCCAGCUCCGCAAGGCGGCAUCGGCAUCGGGUGGACAAAUAGAUGUCUAUGAGUCGUGCCCGGAUAGAAUCACUGGGAGGAAGUCGUUUGCCGAACUCACUUCCAUUUGUCCCGAGCGUAAAUGGUGCUUUGUUGCGGUGAGCAAGAACUCGAGGGCCGAGUAUGUGUCGAGAUAUGUACUGAUGGAACUCUACCUGCAGGUCAACGUACCCUACUCUGAGACAACUUCUCACCGAGCCGAAGUGGUGUCUCUCGUCUAUCCUCACAAUACUGAGAUGGAUCUUUCUAUAGCAUAUGCCUUGUACUUUGCGGCACGCGGAACUGGUCUCAGCUACUCACACCCAUCUUCCACCGCAGUUCCUUAUGCGACCUCUGCUCAUGUAUUGCUCUCUGGUCUGGGAGCAGACGAACUAUUUGGCGGUUAUGGCCGCCACGCUGUCGGCUUCUCCAGGGCUGGAUAUCGGGGUCUCCUCGAAGAAAUCAAGCUUGAUGUCGGCCGGCUAGGCAAGAGAAAUCUCGGCCGAGAUGACCGGGUUAUGGCUCACUGGGGCCGCGAAGUCCGCUUCCCAUUCCUGGAUGAAGAUCUAGUGCUGUGGGCCAUCCAACUCCCUGUGUGGGAGAAGUGCGACUUCGAAAAUCCCGAAGCAGGUGGACCGUCCAUUGAGCCUGGAAAACGAGUACUGCGGCUAGUUGCUAAGGAGUUGGGCAUGAGUGGUGUAGCCCGGGAGAAGAAACGAGCUAUUCAAUUUGGCUCGCGUACUGCCAAGAUGGAAAGCGGGCGUGUCAAGGGAACGAAUGUUAUAUCAUGA
Molecule: messenger RNA, 1854 nt
Organism: Thyridium curvatum
Lineage: Eukaryota; Fungi; Ascomycota; Sordariomycetes; Thyridiales; Thyridiaceae
Exons: 4
Coding region: 1-1854 (617 amino acids)
Molecular function (GO): asparagine synthase (glutamine-hydrolyzing) activity
Source: RefSeq, a predicted model, not a curated record